UGUGGCCCUGCCCACAAGAGGGCGACGGAAGGGGCUCAACUCAAGCGCGGAGCGCUCGGGAGGAAGGCGGGGUCUCCGCGCGGCGGCCCCGCCCCGGGGCGGUGCCGGGCGAGGGGAAGGCGGGGCUCGCGGCGAGGAGGUCUGCUUCGGAGGCGGCAGGGUGGUUUGGUCGGGGGCCCAGCGGGUGGCCCGGGUCACCGCCCGUGCUUCGGCGGCCAUCUUGCCCGCGCCCGUCUCCCGCGGCGGGAGGGGCGGCGUACAGGCCGGAAACGUCUGUGUGGCGACAGGCCACCUCCUCAGGGACAUAGCAAGAAUCUCAAGACAUGUUUCAGAAGCUCCCUCUAUUUGUGAGAAUCUAGUGAAUGGACCUGACUGGACUUUUUAAGCCCAUCAAUAAACAUGAGCGGUACCAAGCCCGAUAUUUUGUGGGCACCACACCAAGUUGAUAGAUUUGUUGUAUGUGACUCAGAAUUGAGCCUUUAUCAUGUGGAAUCGGCUGUGAAUUCAGAACUCAAAGCUGGAUCGUUACGUUUAUCUGAAGACUCUGCAGCGACAUUGCUGUCAAUAAACUCAGAUACACCCUAUAUGAAAUGUGUUGCGUGGUAUCUCAAUUAUGAUCCUGAAUGUCUCCUAGCAGUUGGACAAGCAAAUGGUCGAGUUGUACUUACAAGUCUUGGUCAAGAUCAUAACUCUAAGUUCAAAGAUUUGAUAGGAAAAGAAUUUGUUCCAAAGCAUGCUCGCCAAUGCAAUACCCUUGCAUGGAAUCCACUGGAUAGUAACUGGCUUGCUGCUGGUCUCGACAAACACAGAGCUGACUUUUCAGUUCUAAUAUGGGAUAUCUGCAGCAAAUAUACUCCUGAUAUUGUUCCCAUGGAAAAAGUGAGACUUUCAGCAGGUGAAGCUGAAACAACAUUACUAGUGACAAAACCGCUGUAUGAGUUAGGGCAGAAUGACGCUUCUCUAUCUCUGUGUUGGCUUCCACGAGACCAGAAACUUCUUCUUGCUGGCAUGCAUCGUAAUCUAGCAAUAUUUGAUCUCCGGAACACAAGCCAGAAGAUGUUUGUAAAUACAAAAGCUGUUCAAGGAGUGACAGUAGACCCUUACUUCCACGAUCGUGUUGCUUCCUUCUAUGAAGGUCAGGUUGCAAUAUGGGAUCUUAGAAAAUUUGAGAAGCCAGUUUUGACUUUGACUGAACAACCAAAGCCCUUGACAAAGGUCGCAUGGUGUCCAACCAGGACAGGCCUGCUUGCUACUUUAACAAGGGAUAGUAAUAUUAUUAGGCUGUAUGAUAUGCAGCAUACACCCACUCCCAUCGGGGAUGAAACCGAACCCACAAUAAUUGAAAGAAGUGUGCAGCCUUGUGACAAUUACAUUGCUUCCUUUGCAUGGCAUCCAACGAGUCAAAAUCGAAUGAUAGUUGUGACUCCCAACCGAACAAUGUCUGACUUCACUGUAUUUGAAAGGAUAUCUCUUGCCUGGAGCCCAAUUACAUCUUUAAUGUGGGCUUGUGGUCGCCAUUUGUAUGAGUGUGCAGAAGAAGAAAGUGAUAACUCCUUAGAAAAAGAUAUAGCAACAAAAAUGCGCCUUCGGGCUUUAUCAAGGUAUGGACUUGAUACAGAACAGGUUUGGAGAAACCACAUUUUAGCUGGCAAUGAAGACCCACAGCUCAAGUCACUCUGGUAUACUCUGCACUUUAUGAAGCAAUAUACAGAAGAUAAUGAUCAAAAAUCUCCAGGCAACAAAGGAUCAUUGGUUUAUGCAGGAAUUAAAUCAAUAGUAAAAUCAUCUUUGGGAAUGGUAGAAAGCAGCAGACAUAAUUGGAGUGGCUUGGAUAAACAAACUGAUAUUCAGAACUUAAAUGAAGAAAGGAUUUUAGCAUUACAGCUUUGUGGGUGGAUAAAGAAAGGAACGGAUGUAGAUGUAGGGCCAUUUUUGAACUCCCUUGUGCAAGAAGGAGAAUGGGAAAGAGCUGCUGCUGUGGCUUUGUUCAACUUGGAUAUUCGGCGAGCAAUCCAAAUCCUGAAUGAAGGGGCGUCUUCAGAAAAAGGAGAUCUGAAUCUCAAUGUGGUGGCAAUGGCUUUAUCGGGGUAUACGGACGAGAAGAACUCGCUGUGGCGGGAGAUGUGCAGCACCCUGCGCCUGCAGCUCAACAACCCCUAUCUGUGUGUCAUGUUUGCGUUCCUGACGAGUGAAGCGGGGGCAUAUGAUGGAGUGUUGUAUGAAAACAAAGUUGCUGUACGUGACAGAGUGGCAUUCGCUUGUAAAUUCCUUGGUGAUGCUCAGUUAAAUAAAUACAUUGAAAAGCUGACCAAUGAAAUGAAAGAGGCUGGAAAUUUGGAGGGGAUCUUGCUUACAGGCCUCACUAAAGAUGGAGUGGACCUGAUGGAGAGCUAUGUGGAUAGAACUGGAGAUGUUCAAACAGCAAGUUACUGCAUGUUACAGGGUUCACCUUUAGAUGUUCUGAAAGAUGAAAGGGUUCAAUAUUGGAUUGAGAAUUACAGAAAUUUAUUAGAUGCCUGGAGGUUUUGGCACAAAAGGGCAGAAUUUGAUAUUCAUAGGAGUAAGCUGGAUCCCAGUUCCAAGCCUUUAGCACAGGUGUUUGUGAGUUGUAAUUUUUGUGGCAAAUCAAUCUCCUACAGCUGUUCCUCUGUGCCUCAUCAGGGCAGAGGGUUUAGUCAGUAUGGUGUGAGUGGCUCACCAACAAAAUCCAAAGUCACAAGCUGCCCUGGCUGUCGGAAACCCCUUCCUCGAUGUGCACUUUGCCUCAUUAAUAUGGGAACACCUGUUUCUAGCUGUCCUGGUAUGACAACUGCACAGAAUAUUUCUCUGAACUCAGUUUUCCUACAUGGCGCAAGUGGAUCCAAAUCAGAUGAAAAGGUGGACUUGAGCAAGGACAAAAAGUUAGCUCAGUUUAACAACUGGUUUACCUGGUGUCACAACUGUCGGCAUGGUGGGCAUGCCGGACAUAUGCUGAGUUGGUUCAGGGACCAUGCAGAGUGUCCUGUAUCUGCAUGCACGUGUAAAUGUAUGCAGUUGGAUACAACAGGAAAUCUGGUGCCAGCAGAGACUGUCCAGCCAUGAAAUGUUCCACCUAAAGAAAAAUCUUCACAUGUGGAGUUUUUAAAGGAUGUCCUUCAUAGUUCAGGAAAUAAAGUCACUCAUGGCUUUGCUGUCGUGGAAAAAUAAAGCAUUCUGUCAGCUCAGCAAUGUGAUGUUUGAGUGACUUUGACGUACUCCUCAGAGGCCAACGCUGCUGAUAGGAACAUUAGAACAUGAAUAUUGGUGCUGUUUAGUAGGUUAAAGUUCAUUUGAAAGAACUGUCUAGGCUUUUGUCAAAAUUAUGUUUAUAGAUGGUUUUAGAAUAAAAACAGGCCUUGUGCCUGCAUCUUCAAUCUGAAAUUGAUAUCUUUUGAUAAAAUCUGUACAUAUCUAAAACCAAAUGCCAAUUCAUUGUUUCAUAUAUCAAUUUAAGCUUAUUCAUGCUUAAAUAUGCUUUCAGAGAAAAUGUCAAUUUUACAUUGGUAAUUAGCUCCUGGCCCAUGCUGGAGAAUACAUGCAUGUGUGCAUAUGUGCACACACACGUUUAAGGAACGUUCUCCCUCAUACAUUUAUAUUUUAAUAUAAAAGAUUUGACAUAGGUCAUUCUUGUCUUCCUCAAAACUCCAAGUUAAAAGCAGGCUGGUGAGCUGGUUCAGCAUGCGAGGAGGCUUGCAGCCAAUCCUGAUGACCUAAGUGCGGUCCCAUGUGUUGGAAGCAGUGAUUCAACUCAUCUCCAGAACCUUGCUGCAGCAUGGGGCGAGCACGUACACAUGUGCGCGCUCGUGAGCACUCGAGCACACGCAGACAAUAAAUAAAAAAAAUUUAAAACGAUAAACUUUGAAACUUUUUUCUUUUCAAAAAAGAACUGUGUGAAAAUUUCAGGAAAACAUGAUAAUAACUUUUUCAGUUUCAGUUUUUUCUUUACAGUGUGCUGAUUUGUCUCUGGCUAUCAUCUUUACUUACCAUUCUCAGCACCACCAGGUACUUCUGAGUAUGAAAUCUAUGCAAGAUCAUAUGUGGGACACCAUUUGUGGUGCUGUCAGACACCUUCCUAUUUUGGAGUCUCAUCUUUUUCCAAGGUAGACUACAUGGUGUUGGCCAAAACAAGGGCAUUCCUGCAGUCACCUUUAGAUAUAAGUCGCUAAAAGUGUGUGUAUUGGGGCCAAUUCAAGGGCUUUGUUUCCAUUUUUGUUUGUUCCAUUUUGUUCAUAAGUGGACAUAGUACCACGCUUCUUUGUUGCACAUUGUGUGUAGAAGGGAACUGGAUUUUGUGCUUGAAGUUAUAAGUGUGAGGCGGCUCCUGGUCCCUAGGUUUUGGAGAGGUAUCUGCAGCUGCCCAGACAGCAUGAAGAGCACCAUGUCCAAAGACUGAAGACCCAGUGGACGAGACUGAAUUGUAACCUUGCUUCCUUAAGACCUCACGGAGAAUAGCAUUGGCUCAAGUGCAUGUGUGUUCUAAACGGAUUCAAAUGAAAAAGAAUGACUUUUCUCUCUUACAGAAGUCACCAUUAAGAUACUACUGGUGUUAUAAACUUUACUGGUUUCAUUUGAUUAGGGUAUUUUUCUUUUUCUUUUUUUUUUUUUUUUUUUUUUGGUUGGUUUGUUUUGUUUUGUUUCAAGACAGAGUUUCUCCGUUCAGCCUCGAACUCAGAAAUCUGCCUACCUCUGCCUCCCAAGUGCUGGGAUUAAGGCAUGCACCACCACUGCUGGGCAGGGUAUUUUCUUUAAUAUUGCAUAAGUUAAGAUAUUCUUUUUAAUCUUACUGUGUUCUUAACAUGAGCUUCAAAGUAAUGUCAAAUUCUUAGGAUGUAUAUUUUUAUUUUUCCUAAAAGUACAAUAUAAAGUUAGUGAAAUAAUAUCAAAAACUUUUCGACAUACUAUAUAGACAUAAAUAUGAAGUCUAAUAUGUAAAUAUAGACUUAUUUGUAAUCAUGAUGUAUGGUGACAUUUAAAGAUUGUUCUAUUUAUUAACUUUCUAAUAUUUCUUUUGAUCCCAACCAUAUAGCUUAUAUGAUGUCUGUUUAUCUUACCUUACAUUAUGUAUGGAAUGAAAAUAGAUUCAAGUUAAUUAUUUCUUAAUAAUUUUUUAGAAGUAUUUUUUUUAUUUCUUAGGUCAGUGGUAUUUGAGACUAUAAACUCAACAAGAUAUUUUACCUAGACUUGUUCAGUAGAGGAAUUUAAGAAACAUGUUUUUACGCCGGGCGUGGUGGCGCAUGCCUUUAAUCCCAGCACUUGGGAGGCAAAGGCAGUCGGAUUUCUGAGUUCAAGGCCAGCCAGGUCUACAAAGUGAGUUCCAGGACAGCCAGGACUACACGAGAAACAACCCUGUCUUGAAAAACAAAACAAAACAAACAAAAAAACAAAACCAAUAACAGAAUUACACACACAUAUAGAGAGAUUGCAGAAUCAGCUGACUGUAUAACAAUUACCAUGUUAAAGCCACAAGUAAAGCUAAUUAAAUCCAAGAACAUGUUAUUGAGAAUAAUAUUUAUUGUCAGUGCCUAUGUAUAUUUCAGGUAUUUGGCCUAUUGAAUUUCUGUUCACCUUACACAUAAUUCUGUGAGACAGAUACAUUAUUGUUGCCAUUCUGUAAAUGAGGUAACAUGCAUAGGGACAUUGUUUUUCUUAGGCAAAAUUAUAACAUCUGACAUAGCGUGCUGAUUAAAAAGAUGGUAAAGAGCAGAAGAUGUAGGUCAUUGUGAAUAUGAGGCUGAGUCCACAAGGUUUCUCAGUAUCAUAUGUACACAAAAGAGAAAGUAGGGUGGUGGUCACCUAUCUGCAUCGGUUACAAGGAGAAAUAUACAUUUUAAUGACUAUGGGAAGGAAACAAUCUGAGAGAACAAUUUAUGGUGUUCCUCAAAUGAGUGAGCAAGUACAUAUUAGGCUCCUUAGAAAUAUUCAUAACAGCUCCAUGGAAAAUUGGAAGUCUGUUCUAGAAACCUGACAUCAGGAGGGCUUAGCUAACUUAUUUAGCUUCUGUUAAGCUGCCUGCUUCUGGAGAAACUGCUCCUCCAGUUAACAGCUUAUGUUAGCUCCUGUUAAACUGCUUGCUUGCACAAAAACUCCCCCUGCUGUUGCCAAGUGAAAUAUAAAGGUUGUUUUUUAACCUUUAAAAACUCCAGACUCUCAAACAAAAGUUGUUACAAUUUGGUCCUGAAUAACUGAUUGUAGUCCCAGCUAUCUGUAAUAAAGACACACAGACAGGGUUUCUCUGUGUAGCUCUGUGUAUUCUGGAUUCAUUUUGUAGACCUGGCUGCCCUUGCACUCAGAUAUCUGCCUGUCUCUCCCUCCCAAAGGUUAGGAUUAAAGUCAUGUACCACCACUGCCUAGUGGUAAUAAAUACUUGUAAUUGGGUAUAAAAAACUUUUCAUAACCCUUGUCAUAGGACAGAAAGUUUUUAUGAGCUACUAAGUGGAUAAAUGCACAGAUGUUAGUAUGAUGUAGUUCUUAACUUUACUUACAGUAAACACAGAACUUAAAUGUCCACUGUGACAGUAAGUCUUAACACAUACAUAGGGAAUGCUAAUAAGCUAUGCACACAUAUUACUAUUAUAAGUUAACUAUGACCAUCAUAUUGCUAUCAUAAAACAGCCAAAUGUAAUUUAGCCCAUGAGAUACAGAAAUGUGGUUCAUAGUAAGAAAGUAUAUAGUUCUAAUCUAUUCAGAAAGCAUUUUUCCCCCUCAGUUUUGUGUCCCCUAUUACUAACACUGCAAUAAUAGUUCUUAGUCCAGCACUCAGGUUAGUUAGAAAUUGUACUUCACUCUCCAUUUAGCACAUUGAAAUGGUUAUAAAGCUAAUUGUUCUGAAGUCAGUGGUCUAUAAUCAGUAACUGCUUUCACAUUGUCUCUCAUAUGUCUAUCUCAUAGGUUUUCUGACUCUUCUCUUGUUUCUAUGGCCAUGGCAGGAAAUCUGUUCUCUCCACUGUUGUUCUCCAAGCUGGAGUGCACAUACACAAUUCAGUUCCAGUAAGUUGUUUACAGUAAGUGGUGAAUUCUGAAUGUGCCUAGAUGUCCAGGCUCCUAACAAAUCAGUAAGCAUUUGUGUGCCUUAACUGGUGGACACAGGUCAUGAUAUUAAAUGAUCAGUGGCACCAUCAUUGCUUUGGAAGCAGUGUGUUUAAUGAAAACCACAGACAUAAGUACAGUUUCUGUCUUGUAGUGUUUGCAUCUUCACAGCCAAAAAGUCAGUUUCUUCUAUUUGUACUUUAAAUUUUUAAAAUUAUUUAGAAAUUAUUUUCUAAUAAUUGAAGGAAAUAAUUGGCCAUAAUGUCUUCUAAACUGUAGUUUCCUUAGGAAACCAUUGGUAGGACAGUGUCUUUCCAUGCUUAGCUUUAGAACUAUGGGUAAUUUGUAAUGCCAGAAAUGGCAGUAAUAAUUCAGUGCAUAGUCUUCAUCCAACUUAAGAAAAGCAUGCUGUCUUAAUGUAAUUUCCUAACUGGAAAUUCAGAUAGAGUAAUCUAAUUAAGUUGAAAUCUUAAAUCCACAAAGACAGAAUUGUUUGGAAGUAUAUUCGAAAGGAUUAAUGACUCAAAUGUGAAGCAUAUUUUAUAUGAAUUCACAAAAAACAUUAGUCUUGUAUCUUUUGAUUUAAAGAAUAUUAGUUCACUUAUGCAUGUUUUACACACACACACAAAUACAGACUUUAGUAUGCAAGAAACCCUGAAGUUUGAAAUACAAAUGGCCAAAUUCAUUUUUUUUAUUAUUUAUUUUUUGUUUUUGUUUUUGUUUUUUCCAGAUAGGGUUUCUCUGUGUAGCUCUGGCUGUCCUUGAACUCACUCUUUAAACCAGGCUGGCCUCGAACUCAGAAAUUCACCUGCCUCUGCCUCCCAAGUGCUGGGAUUAAAAGUCACCACGCCUGGCUCAUUUUUAUCUACAUUUUUGUUAACAGCCAUGUUUUGUGUCCAAUAAGCUGCCACGGUCAAAUGUCAUGAUGUUCUUCAAUUAUGUAAUCAUGUUUUUAACAUAAUAGUAUUUUAUGAAAAAGUGAGUAUUUCAAAGUUCUUGUGUUUUAGCUUUAAUGAAAAAUUAUUUGUCAUCCAUUUGGAAAUUCACAUUAGACAAUAUUUUGUAUUUGUACAAAUUUAGUUGUACAUGAAAUGUAUACAUUUAUGAAUAUAAAUAUUAAGCAACUAUA
This is a messenger RNA of Mus musculus (house mouse), 8173 nucleotides long. RefSeq names its product meiosis regulator for oocyte development (gene Mios). The coding region runs from base 400 to 3081 and encodes 893 amino acids. Gene Ontology annotation, biological process: cellular response to nutrient levels; protein-containing complex localization; positive regulation of TORC1 signaling. Gene Ontology annotation, cellular component: GATOR2 complex; lysosomal membrane; nucleoplasm. The record is from RefSeq and is a predicted model, not a curated record. The transcript has 12 exons. Lineage: Eukaryota; Metazoa; Chordata; Mammalia; Rodentia; Muridae.